AUUCUCCAUUGUCAGCAAUCGAACAAUAGGACAGACAAGUACGCAGGUCUUCAGCCUUCUUUCUGCCAAUAUGCCUCUCUUUCCCUUCAUGCAACUACCAAACGUCCACCUCCACACCUGAAUCCGUUUCUGCCUUGCUCUCGACCACAACUCACCUGUCGCAUUGCGAAAAAAGCAGUCAUGACCAAGCAGACAUCUUCAGAUCCGCAAUCCAAGUCCAACCCCGAGCAAGCCAUUCCGAAUUUUCAACAUGGAGAGGCUGGAUCAGCAGACAUGGCCAGUGACUCUAAUAAAGCUCCCGCAGAAAGCGCUAUCAUUGCCAUCCCAGCCUCAAACGAUCAAGCAAAGGUCGCAUCGCCAAGCUCGAGAAAAAGAUCUCUCCUUGAGUCUGUUCACGAUGAAGAGCCCAGCACCAAGAAGCCAAGAGAGUCUCCAUCCUCGUCUCCGAAGAAGAACGGGGACUCCAUAUCCCAGAAAGACCGGUUUCCCAGUCCGCCUAAUGAACCUGCGACCAAGCUCGACAAGGAAACGUGGCAAGGUUUCUGUGACAUUGAGUCUGAGCCUACCUAUUUCUCUGUCAUGUUGCGCGAGAUGGGCGUACAAGGUGUCACUGUGCGCGAGGUGUUUGCCAUGGAUCCAGCUGUGCUCGAAACGCUCCCGCAACCUAUAUACGGCCUCAUCUUGCUGUUUCGUCAUCGCGAGUUUGGGAAUGCAGAUCAGCCGACCGAAUGUCCUGCUAAUGUGUGGUUCGCUAAUCAGUUGCCGGCUCAGAACAGCUGUGCGACACUCGCCAUGAUAAACAUUCUCAUGAAUACUAUUGACGUCGAGACUGGAGAACACUUGAAGCAGUUCAAGGACUUUACUCAGAGCUUCACACCUUUCCAACGCGGCGAGGCGCUUUCGAGUUUCGACUUUGUCAAGAAAAUUCACAACUCGUUCGCCAAGAAGAUGGAUAUUCUGGAAGCCGACAAACACUUGUCCAACAAAGUCAACAGAGCGAGACGUGAACAGCAAGAAAAAGAAGGCAAAAAAGGACGUCGCACCUCCGUAGACUCCAUAGAAACAGAUGGCAGUGUGGGGGAUGAGGAAAAUGCCCACCACUUCAUCGCAUUCCUGCCUGUUGGCGACGAGAUCUGGAAACUCGACGGUCUCGACGUGCAGCCGACUAGCCUAGGUUCUUUCGACUCUUCCAAAGGAGAGACAUGGCUUUCUGCUGUCACUGACGUAAUCGCCGCCAUCAUGGCCGCUGGAGACGACGACUAUGGAGUUAUCGCCAUGACUCAAUCCCCUCUACUCUCACUUCGCAAGACAGCCUGUCUUGCGAUGAAUACCCUGAAGCUCGUCGAAACCCGCCUCGACAGCGUCGACGCUGGCUGGAAGUCUUUCCUGAUUUCUGAAGAAGAACCACCAACCGCCCAAACGCUAGGCGUUGAAAAUCAAAUAGCCACACACCCUGUUCCGGAUCCUUUGAAAGCGAGGAUCGACGACGAGAAAAUGGCAGACCUACUAGACCGUCGAGGUCGCUUGGUCAAGGAAUUGAGCCGCCUAUUGGCAGACAUAAUGAACGAGACCCACAACGAAGCUGAAGAGGACCAGAAGGCUACCGAGCGACGAUAUGAUCUCGGGCCCCUGAUCCAGGAGUGGUUGAGCAUGCUGGCAGGCAACGGAUUUCUGGAGGGAAAUCUGGAUCGAUAUAUGCCAAAAGGUAAGGGCAAAGGUACAAAGUCGAAGAAGUAGAGAGAUAGUGCUGAGCAAUUGGCAAUUCAUUUACACCUCAGGAUAGACAUUGGGGUAUACCUCUCAGCGAAAGAAUAUGAUCAGAAUGUCUUCCACUGCUGCUUUGCUCAACACUCACUUCAAGAUUUCAGCACACGAUGAACGUUUGAGGAUGCACGAGUGGGU
Dothidotthia symphoricarpi CBS 119687 is the source of this 1902-nucleotide messenger RNA. Its product is annotated as cysteine proteinase. Bases 181 to 1737 code for a protein of 518 amino acids. NCBI's taxonomy places the organism in Eukaryota, Fungi, Ascomycota, Dothideomycetes, Pleosporales, Dothidotthiaceae. The transcript has a single exon. Gene Ontology annotation, cellular component: cytoplasm. Gene Ontology annotation, molecular function: cysteine-type deubiquitinase activity. Gene Ontology annotation, biological process: protein deubiquitination; ubiquitin-dependent protein catabolic process. The record is from RefSeq and is a predicted model, not a curated record.